Messenger RNA from Osmerus eperlanus (European smelt), 2629 nucleotides. RefSeq names its product isthmin 1 (gene ism1). Gene Ontology annotation, biological process: negative regulation of angiogenesis. The record is from RefSeq and is a predicted model, not a curated record. Lineage: Eukaryota; Metazoa; Chordata; Actinopteri; Osmeriformes; Osmeridae. The transcript is spliced from 6 exons. The coding region runs from base 954 to 2342 and encodes 462 amino acids.
UGGAAGAAAACAACGUGUGUAGGCUACGAGUGAGAGAGGAACGCGAGCUCUUUUACGCAUUUGGCACGCACGAGUUUUUAGUCGUUCAGAAUGGUCAGUAGUUGUAGCGGUUAUUAUUUACAAAAAGGUGGAUGAAGAUUGCGUUUGAGAGAAACUUCUGGGAGUAGGUGGGAAUCUUUGUCAUCUACACUUUGCCAAAAUUGCUUGGCGAAAAUAGUCCAGGAAACCUUUAAAACAGAUUUAGUCCACUACGUUUCAGCCUUCAGGAGAGGUUAGCCCAGGUUGUGCACACUGGAGAAUGUGGCCACAUCAAUGGAUGCUUAACGACUGAGAGCGAAGGAAACAAGAAAGCUAAACUGAGAAGUAUUUUUGGCGACCUGGAGUAGAGAAUGUGGCGGGGACAUAACGGGGCAAAUGGGCAGUACGUCUCCUGAUUUUGGAGAAAUUCACAAGGGCGCAACAAGAGAUAAGAAAAUAUGUUGCGUGUUUGAAUGGUCCGGUUGUUUUUUGAGCAUUUUUUCUUACCUAAUGGACAGCUUAAUUGUCGCUACACUUUCACUCUCCCAGAAUUAAUAUCAACUUCAAAGAUUAAGUUUGAAAUCGCCAACUUCCACAAGGAUGCCAACAUAUUUUGAACAUUGACUUUACCUGUAGCUGUACAUAGAAUUGAAUUUGGCCCUCCUAGGCUGAUGUGCAAAAGAAACGAACAAUUCAACAGAAUUGCAUACUUAUUUUAAACACCUGGUCCCAAACUCUUAUUGCACAGAUUUUUUGUCUCCAUUCAGAUUCCCUUUCCCUUUAAUUUUGUAAUUCUGAAUCCCGAAGUGGCUCCGAAGUGGUGUUGCGGCUCCUCGUCCGCAGCGGAUCCGGAGAUCGGAGUCGCUGCAACGGGAGGAGGCGGUGUUGGAACUCCGGUCACACCGCAGGGUCCGAAAGCCGGUCGAGUGAAAAGGAUGAUUCGACUCGCGGCAGAACUCUUGUUGCUUUUAGGACUUCUAAUUCUUACUUUGCACAUAACGGUUCUACGGAGCAGUCCGCUUCAUCAAGGAAAUGUAACUUUGAGCCAGGAUGAGGACAGUCUCCGUGCUGAGAAUAAUGCCAAAGCAGAGAGCAGCUUGUCAGCCCAGCGGGGUCCGGGGGACAGGAAGUCUGGUCCGGAGCCACGCUUGCCCCACCGCCCAGCGGCGCUUCCCUGGACCCAGACCCACGGCACCGGGGCUGGCCUGCAGAGAGAUGGGCCUGGGGCCUUCCUUCUGGACCUCCACAACUUCCCUGACCUCUCAAAGGCUGAUAUCAACGGGCAGAACCCCAACAUCCAGGUGACCAUCGAGGUGGUGGAUGGGAGGGAGGGGGUGGAGCAGGAGAAGGGCCUCAGGAAGGAGAGCAAGCCCAGCUGGGCGGCUCCUAACUGGAGGAACUGGUGGCAACACUCUUCCUCCUCCUCCUCUUCCUCGGUUUCCACCCCUCGCCGUGCGGAGGAGCAGGACCAAUCACAGGGCAGCAACACGGAGGACAGCAACUUCCUGAAACCGUUGGGAGACUGGGACCGGAGGGGCGCCGCGGGGACGGGCGGCAAGGCCCAGACGGAAUACGACUACAUAGACAGCGAGGGAGACUGGAGUAACUGGUCGCCAUGCAGCGUCACCUGUGGCCAUGGCAACCAGAAGAGGACGAGGUCAUGUGGUUACGCGUGCACGGCAACCGAGUCACGUACCUGUGACAUGCCCAGCUGCCCAGGAAUUGAAGAUGCGUUCAAAACGGCCGCCACAGAAGUCAGCCUGCUGGCUGGAACGGACUUCAACGCCACAGAGCUCUUUGGUGUCGACACAGACAGCUGCGAGCGUUGGAUGAACUGCAAGAGCGAGUUCCUGAAGAAGUACAUGACCAAGGUAGGUAACGACCUACCCAGCUGCCCCUGUUCCUACCCCACCGACGUGGCUUACAGCACUGCCGACGUCCCCGACGCCCCCACGCGGAGACACUUCCGCUGGAAGGACGCCAGCGGCCCCAAGGAGAAACUGGAGAUCUACAAGCCCACGGCUCGUUACUGCAUCCGCUCCAUGCUCACCCUGGACUCCACCACGCUGGCCGCGCAGCACUGCUGUUACGACGACGCCAUGAAGCUCAUCACCCGGGGGAAAGGCGCGGGGACUCCCAACCUUAUCAGCACCGAGUUCUCCGCCGACCUCCACUACAAGGUGGACAUCCUGCCCUGGAUCAACUGCAAGGGAGACUGGAGCCGCUACAACCAGGCCAGACCUCCUAACAACGGGCAGAAGUGCCCAGAAAACCCCCUGGAUGAGGCCUACUACAAACAGGUGGAGGAAGCCCGGGAGUUCUAGCUCCUGUGAAGUGUGACAGAGGGAGGGGGAGGAAAAUGAACGUUUUCUUUUUAAUCUAGAAAAUAGUCCUACAAUCGUGGGGGGGGGGGGGGGAACUGGACUGUCUGUGAAAAAGAACUAAGAUGCAUCUCUUAUGGACACAAGGAACUGUUCUUGUCUUCAACGUAACCAGAAACAAGUAUUGUCUGGUCAUAAUUGCUAUGAAAUAUGUCUCUAAAUCAUAAGACAAACGUAUGAUGAUUUUGCCAUUAAUUAUUUUGCCAAUAAUAUUUUUUCAGUAUCACUCU